This is a messenger RNA of Acanthopagrus latus (yellowfin seabream), 3705 nucleotides long. RefSeq names its product protein phosphatase 1, regulatory (inhibitor) subunit 2 (gene ppp1r2). The record is from RefSeq and is a predicted model, not a curated record. Gene Ontology annotation, molecular function: protein phosphatase inhibitor activity. Gene Ontology annotation, biological process: regulation of signal transduction. NCBI's taxonomy places the organism in Eukaryota, Metazoa, Chordata, Actinopteri, Spariformes, Sparidae. Bases 260 to 904 code for a protein of 214 amino acids. The transcript is spliced from 6 exons.
CGUAGCCGACCCGCGAGGAGUGCUGUUCCCUCGCCAGUCGGUGAACAAGCAGAGAGCAGACAUGCUGGACUGCGGCUGCACGUAGGAUUCUGCCCGGGUUUCUCCUGACUUCAUGGAUCCGCACUGAGUUAUGACGGGAAGCAUGUUUAAAACCGAACCUGGGUUUUGGUAACCGAGUCGCGGAAAUCACAGCAUCAGAAUACCAGCGGAAUAGAAAUAGUUGAGGCAGCCCGGUGUGACAGUCUGACAGCGUGUGGGAAUGGCAGCUCCCCGGCCGAUAAAAGGCAUCCUGAAAAACAAGAACAGCGGGACAAAUGUCAAAUCUCUGCCCGACGACGUGCAGGCAGAGAUCCCCGAACAAGCCCCUGGACUCUCGGAGGAUGACCAACAGAAGAAAUCCCAGAAAUGGGAUGAGAUGAACAUCCUGGCCACGUACCAUCCGGCUGACAAAGACUAUGGCCUGAUGAAGAUAGACGAACCCAGCACACCUUACAACAGGAUGGUGGGGGACGACGAAGACGAGGGGGCGCUGAGUGACUCGGAAGGCCACAGUGGACUCGCAGCCGAUGACCUGGCAUCAAAGCUGGUGGCGGCAGAGGGCACAGAGCCUCGCUUCAUGAAGGAGGAAGAAGAAGAAGAAGAAGAAGAAGAGAGCAGCGAGGAGGAGGAAGAGGAGCUCAGUCCUGAAGAACAAGCCAAAAAGAAGCAUUUUCAGAUGAUGAGGAAGAUGCACUACAACGAGGGCAUGAACAUCAAACUGGCUCGCCAGCUCAUCGCCAGCGAGCUAGAAGAUGAUGAUGAAGACGCGGACGAAGAGAUGAGGGACGACACAGAAGAGGCGAGGGAGGACGCGGAGGAGAUCAGUGUUGACCCACCACAGGAAGCUGAAUCUCUGGACUCCUAGACGAGGCCUCUCUCCCACCUUGUGUGUCGGCUGAAGAUCCAGACGAACAUUGCCACUGCGCUCUGUGUUUUAAUGCUGGGCCGUACAGCAGACACCGCUUCACCACCAAUAUAACAACUGUUAACAGCCAAUAACCUCCCGGUCACCUGUCUGUCUCUACUGUUCCUUAGAACUGUGCAAUACAACAUUCAAACACUCUGUUUUGAACUCCCAGUGUCAGUACAACACAAAAGAAGACUGUUGCUCCCUCCUCCUGCUCCUCUUCCUUCUUCCUCUCCUGUUGCCAAGAAUUCCCCCCUCCCACCUCGUCUGGACCGACUGAAGUAUAUGCGAUUCUGACCCUGAAAGGAGGAUCAAGGCCUUUUUUUAAAAAAGAAAAAAAGAACAAAAAUGUUGGAUGGCCAGGACUCCCGUCUGGCUGCUCCUCAGUCCCCAGGCCACAGAGCCAGUACGUCAGCCCUGGAGGAAGCCAGGGGAAACCCCACGGCCUCAGUAAAGGCAUAUCUGAGACAUGACGACGGCGCUUAUACUGGGCGCACUUCAGACGGCUUUUAUUUUUGUUUUGCUUUGUGACCCGACUCUCUGUUGCAUUUUCUGUCCUCUUUCAUUACUUUUUAGUGACGAUAAACCACUUUGGUUGUUUCUGCUGGCUUACCUGGUGACUCAGGUAAGCUAUGCAUAUUUGCAUAGGAGUGAUGUGAAAAUUCAGAAGCUUUAUAUUCGUCUAACUAUACAAGACAACAUCAGGACACCGUAAAAAAAAAAUCAUUAUUAAAAAGAAAUCCAAAUUUGACAUCAUACUGUUAAUGGAGACAUGUAUGCUUAGUGUCUUUAUAUCAAGUUAAACAACACAGAUUGUAAUUGUUAAAUUGGCACUUUGCCCCAGAACGUCUUAUUUUAUGUUUUCUCUUUACAAGCAAGAACACCACACAAAACCUCAUUUCAAAUUCAAUUUUAAAAAAACAUGUAUACCUCAUGGAAACCUGACUGUGGGCCUUUUUUCCCCAAACUGAAUCCACUGAUAAAUUUGGCUAUUGAUUAUCUAUCGAGAGGCAGUAAAAACUCUGCAUUUGAAUUAAUAUUUCACUCCCUGCACAUCAAUUUCAUUUGUGGAAGAAGAUUAGAGAACAAGCCAGUAAUUGUUUUUAACAUUUUUCAGAUUGAGUCAGGCUUGUGGCCCCUGUGUUUAUAAGGUAAUGAGAUUGGCUCUUAAGACAUGUUAUCUCUAACAUAAUAGGAGGGACAGUAUAUAAAGUCUCACGUCUGAGGUAUAGCACGUGCUACUGAUAAAAAAGGAAGUGUCCCGUCUUCAGGCUCUGAUGUAGAUCUGACAAUGAAGAAACCAACACUCACUGUGCUCUUGCUUUAACGACUCGUGUGUUCAACUUUUCAUUGCAUGGGAGCUUCACCAGACUGAAUCUGAGGAAGUUACAUCCCACUAGUUUGUGUUUUUCUUCAUCACACUUUAUUUAAUGUUGUCUGAUCUACUUAAGUGUCUUGUACAAUGCAGCUUGGGAAUGUCAUAGAAAGAGUUGAUGCUACUGACUUUUAAGUUAAAGGAGGUGUCAGCGGUGUAGUUGACCACUAAGGCUUAAUGGAGGCAUUUGUUUGUAAUGUCCUGGGUUUCUUCAAGCGAAGAAAGUCUUAAAAAAAUGUUGGAUAGCAGUUCGAAGUAUUGAAGAUAAAAGUCGAUGUUCACGACUUGUCAGUUUCUGGGGGGGUUUCCCCAGUGUACCCUUACUGUUGAGGCUUUUCCACCAGCACAAACCAGUUUGGUUCUGGUUUGCGUACCUAAUUUUAAGCUGUUUGGAGCAUUUCGACCAAAUUUCCUUUUUCCUUGACUGGAAGUUGAAGUGCUAGCCCGAGUAGACAUGUGCAUUGCCCUCCCCUGAUUACUCAUCCUUGAUUACAAUGGAUCUGCUCAAAACAGGUGGCAACAUGAACGGCACCUAGGGUCCCUGAAUCUAGAGCAGAACCAGUUCGAGAACCAGAGCAGAUUUGGUGGAAAAUGGGCAUGCAUGUGUCGAACGAAGAAGGAAAAGUAUGUAAGAACCCCGAGUAUUUCAAGUGUUGUGAUCUCUUAAUUUUCUUCGGACCCUUUAAUUCCUCAUUGUGACUGAAAGUGUUGAGCUCUGUAUUAUGGGAACAGAAAACGUCAAAGACCAGCGGUGUGACUUCUGCAAACAGUUUUGUUCUCGUAUUGUAGUAUUUGGUGGCGUUUUCACUCCCCCAAGAUUAAAGCGACUCCCUUUGAACCACCAACCAACAAAAUCUAUAUGGACUCGAAAAAAACAUAUAAGCAGUAAAUUAUCACAUGAUUUUGUAGAGAAACAGGAACACGUCUGUACAUCCAGAUUCUAAUAAAGACAACUGGAGAGAAGCUGAUACGAUUUGUUUAUUUUCUCACUUGAGACAGAGGGACAAGAUCGUCCGAAACAUGUCUGACAUGAUCACCCAGUCGGUGGUUAGUACCUGUCAAAUGUGCCUCUUAUGUAUUUAUGUACAUGUGUGUAAAAUGAACAGGCUAUGCUCCAUGUUGCUGUUUUGUGCCGGGUUUCUUUUGUCUCAUUGUCUCGCUUUUUGUUUUUCUCGCCACUUCCGCCCUGUUUGGUUCGUUUUCUAACGUUGACAGACUGUUAAGCAGUCCCAGGAACUCUGCACUCUGUGUGUCUGUCUCAAAAUGACUUGGAUGUGGAAUCCAUGACUUUUUUUUUGUAUUUCUAGUUGGCAUGUUCUUAAGCAUCAGAUUGUGUGUAUUCUGUUCUGUUAUUGUCUCCUACCAUUAAACAAAUGUUUAGGAA